AUGCUCCUGGACGAGACUGGCCUUGAAGCCUGGCUGCGGUAUGCCGCUCUCCCCGCCGAGAUCGCUAGCCAGCACCCGCGGUACUCCGCGAUUAUUGCUCUUACCGACAACCAGAGCAGUCCAGUAUACACUGCAAGCAAGGAGUUACAAUUAGGACUGUCUAAGAUUCUUGUUGACGCGUGGGCUGCUACGGGGGGCGAUGUACAAGAUAUCCCUGGCCUGAAAGCAGACGGCCUCUGUCUCAGUUGCCGACAGGGUGUAGCUGUGAAGAUUCUUGGGCAAAAUGAGUGCGUCCCAGCGCUAGUGCGAUGGGUCAAUGAAUGGGAUAACCUUGAUGGGACUAUCGAAAGAGGCUAUGCUGGGCCAUCAAUCUACUUCAAGGACGGAUACGUGGUGGACGACUUGACCCGCACCGGCCAAUAUGCGCGCCUGCUAGCGUCCGUUCGACUCAAUGGCAUCAUCGUCAACAACGUCAACUCCGAUGCCGAACUGCUCAAUCCUACCAACAUGGAGGGCCUCGCCCGCAUCGCCGACAUCAUGAGACCGUGGGGUGUGCGUAUCGGCGUUGCAUUGUAUUUUGACACCCCGAAAGGUCUCGGUGGCUUGCCUACAUCUGAUCCUCUCGAUCCUGGCGUGAUUGCCUGGUGGGACUACAUCACCACGAAGCUAUAUCAACAUGUUCCCGAUAUGCUAGGGUACCUCAUCAAGGCCAAUUCGGAAGGACAGCCAGGCCCCCUGACCUACGGCCGCACUCUAGCCGACGGUGCCAAUCUCUUUGCCCGAGCGCUCCAGAAGCAUGGCGACGGAAUUGUCAUGUAUCGAGCCUUUGUAUACAACUACCAUCUCGAUGAGUCAAACUGGAAGAAUGACAGGGCAAAUGCCGCUGUGGAGUUCUUUGACCCACUGGACACAGAGUACGAAGACAACGUGCUGGUUCAAAUCAAGUACGGCCCUAUCGACUUCCAGAUCCGAGAACCCCCGUCCCCUCUUCUCGCGCAUCUUCGAAAGACGCCAAUCAUUCUAGAGCUUCAAGUCGCUCAGGAAUACCUCGGUCAACAAAACCACGUUGUUUAUCUCCCCCCGCUCUGGCGCACAAUUCUCGACUUUGACUUCCAAAUCGACGACAAGCCAUCCCUUGUCUGCGAUAUCGUCUCCGGCGAACGUUUCAACCGGUCUCGGGCUGGUUACGCUGCAGUUGUCAAUAUCGGCAAUGACCCGACUUGGCUUGGAAGCCACCUUGCCAUGUCCAACUCUACGCGUACGGCCGCUACAACUGGAACCCUCAAAGCGACGAGCGGUAACCUGGGUAUACAGACGAUCUGCGAUAUUGUCAAGACCUGCCACUUCGGGCCCUCGCCCGCUGCGCAUGAUGGCAACGGGUGGGGCCAGUGGACACGAGCAGAUACACACGCGCUCGGCAUGGACCGCACCGUUGCUACCGGCACUGGCAACGCGGGUCAAUAUCCAUCUGCCAUUGCAGUGCAGUUUGAGAAGAUCGAAACCACACCUGACGAGCGAGCUCUUGCUCUGGUUUCAUCAUGUGCCGUACAAGCAUCGCAGACCUUCCCAAAGCAGUGGGAAGCUCUGCGUGGGUUGAUCGAUGAUGCGAGGUUCAAGCAUGUGCUGUUUCGCUUGCGGUUUCAGGUGGGCCAUGCGGUUGUCUGGCGAGACUCAGUGAAUACAUUCUACCAUGCGAAAUGUGGAAUUGAGGAUGAGCAGGGACGGGUGAGAAAUCAUCCCUGGCGAAUUGAGGCCGAGGCUAUGGGGCUAGACGGGUUUGAAGUGGUAUCUGUGACGCCGUUUGAGGCAGCAUCUGGCAGUCGAGUAAUCGUGGCGGUUUCUGGUGUGCAAAUGGCCACCGCACAGUCCACCGUUCCUUUUCCCUUCCGGCGUCUAUGA
Molecule: messenger RNA, 1899 nt
Organism: Penicillium canariense
Lineage: Eukaryota; Fungi; Ascomycota; Eurotiomycetes; Eurotiales; Aspergillaceae
Product: glycoside hydrolase family 67 protein
Exons: 5
Coding region: 1-1899 (632 amino acids)
Biological process (GO): xylan catabolic process
Cellular component (GO): extracellular region
Molecular function (GO): alpha-glucuronidase activity
Source: RefSeq, a predicted model, not a curated record